CGUCAGACAUCAUUCAUUCAGGCCAUUGAAUCGUUGUUCGUGCGAAUCCACACUGCGUGUGAAUUCUGUUUCCGUGCGCGUGAAGAAAUCGGUUUCUCAUUGCGAAUUGCGUCCUUCAGUGCCUUCGGGAUCGUAACGACACGUCCCUCACGGGAUCGGACCCUAGUUUUGUGCGGUUUUGUUUCCACUUGGACGGUGUACGGUGUGAUUUUGUGCCCUCUGGAGGAACACCAUCGUCGUCUUGGCUUUGGGGCUAGGCCCAGAGACGAUGAAUAAUAAUAAUAAUAAUAACACCAGCAGCAGUAUGGGAGAAAGAAGAAAAUCUACAUUUUUUCUCGUUGUGUGACUGUAUGCGUGAAGGUGGUGGUGUUGCAUAAAUACAUUUGCAGUGGCAACGAAAGGCAGCUCGUGCGGCGUGUGCAUGUCAACUAGGUGCCGUGCUGUGCCGAGAGUGAAGCAGAAAAUUAUGAAGACCACAAAGUGAAAUUUUUUCCAAGCGAUCACCCAAUUAUCCAGAGUGAAAAUAGCAGAGGAGAUAUUGGAAAUAAGCAAAUUGUGUAAAGAGCUUAAGCUAAAGUGAAGAAAUAAGGAGAAGAAAAAUAAGUUUAGUGUAUCCGUUUCUUUAAGCUACUGGAGCAGAGCGGGCCCCGAGUAAUUGGUGAAGCGCGAAUAAAGAGUUAUCGAAAUUGUGAAAAAUAUUGUGUACGAAAUAUCCAGUUCUUGUGGCUCACAGUGUAAGAAAAAGAGUUUUGGGGUUUACCCCUCACCGUGUCAACACCGUUGUAUGUGCGAAGUAUUCUAAAGACACACACCUCUCCGGAUACAACUAACAGAGUUAGGUGUCACACAUGUUGUCAGUCAUCGUUCCAAAUUGCCAUCAUUGUUGUCAGCGGCGAUGUUGUGACAAAGCUGGAUUUAACCUGCUAUCAUCGGGAUAUACGGCACCGAUUGGAAGUGCCCGGUUUUGUGUUGUGUAUGUGUGUAAGGAUUGCGCGGAAUUGAUUUCCCAUUAGGAGGCAGAAGGAUUGCAGCCGAUCCCUUUUAAUGGAUAACAACAUCCCAUCGUCUGGACCGACUGAAAGGUCACCGUUGCAUCACAGCCGUACCUCAUCCAGCAGCAAUCUGAACGGCAGCGCUACGCACCGCCAGCGACCGCAGACACUCACGCCGUCCCGCGACUCACCCAAGAACUCCCCCGUGCCGAUGCUCACGCUGGUGCUCACCGUCAACAAAGAUGUCAACGGGUACGGCAUGAAGGUUUCCGGAGACAAACCGGUUUUCGUAGAAAGCGUAAAACCAGGUGGUGCAGCACAGAAGGCCGGCCUGCUGGCCGAGGAUAUGAUUCUAAAGGUUAAUGGAAUAUCUGUACGUUCCUCGACACACACGAACGUGGUGGAGUUGAUCAAAGCUUCCGAAAUUGUUGAACUGACGGUGCAACGAAGCAACAACAGAAUGCAGCGGCCGUCGCCUUCGACCACGUCCAUUACGCCGACGACGCCAAUAGCGCCGCGGAACUGCAUCACCGCUCCGCUUCCCGUUGAUCACGCCAAGCAACGGGAAAUGGAAUUCCAUAAGAUCAAAACGCUGCGCCUGAUGCUGGAGCAGGAGAAGAAAACGCUGGAGAAUCUGAACUCUGGCAACAAGCAGCGGAUGCCGGAGAGUGCCCGGGCGGAAACAACCAUCAAGAAGCUCCAGGAGGAGCUUGCCCAGAUGUGUGGAGAGGAUACCUCAUAUCCACAAUUUUCAUCCACGACUUCACCGCUCUUUCCACAGCCCCAGCCACAAAACACCUCCACCCCAGCAUUCCUUUCCCGCUUUCCCCGCUCAUUGUCAUCUCUCAGCCUUGGAACGAAAAAGAAAUCCACCGAGAAGGAUACCAGCGCCAUUGGUUCACCCAACGCCGGAGUCGUUAUGCAUGGCACUCCGGAGUGUAUCAGUCCUACGAGUGCGUCCCUCCUGAACCAUGGUCCUUUUGGGCACGGGUUGGGCUCCAGCGGGAAUGCCAGCACUCCUACGAAGAAAAAAUACAGCGGAGGUAACGUGUCGGAGCGGAGCUACAGUAAACAGCAGGACACACCGCCACCCCUUCCGCAGAGAAACAUUCCAAAAAGAGCGGAUUCCUCGCUGGAUUCGGUUGACACGGUCGGAACCCGCCGAAACAUCGUGGUGUCCGAUUUGGAUCAUUCCAUACUGAACGCUCCGGGCAGUGGUGCCAGCAAAUGUGUUAACAAUAACAAUAACCUAAGCUCGGGAGGUGGCGGUGGAGGAGGAGGUAGCGUUAAAGGUAGUGGCAAAUCGAGGAAGAAGAAGAACGGUAACUUGGUAGACUCCAAAGCCGAGCAAACGAUGUACCUCCAUGGUACCGAACGUGGUGGAGGUGGUGAACUGCAAGCAGAGCCUCCACCGUUACCACCGAGGCAGCCAGGGAUGAUGGAAGUUAAUCAGAACAUCAUCAUGAACAAUGACAAUGUUGCGACAACCUUUGGGAACAAUUGCAACGCCGCCACCAUCAACAACAAUAACAGCAAUAACAACCAUCAUCAGUUCAACAGUCCGGAGAAUCGACCACCACCGAACAGUAUUAACACGUUGAUGAACUAUCCCCUGAUCACGACUUGUACACCGGUACGCGACAAUUUGGCCGCGGCAUUUCCCCUCUCACAAAGACCCAAUAUCGUGCAUCAAAUGCAGCAACAUAAGCAAGCCGCAUUCAACUCAACAUCGGCCUCGGCGCCCAUCAAUCAAUCCAUCAACAAGAAGCACCGGCGGAUAGUGUCCUCUCCGGAGAACAUCAGCUCCAAAGAGUUCGGUGACCAUACAGGGGCACUCGUGCCCCGACACCAAAAGACCUCAUCGGAUUCUUGGGACAAACAGUCCCACGAGAUAACGCCACCCGGAACUCCUCCACCACCGUACCCGAGUUCAUCGUUGGUCGGCAGUGGUGUUGGUGGUGGUAGCGGCCAUUUGCACCACGAUCACACCACUGCCGGCGACCUGGCGUUAGUGAGCGGAAACCUCAGUCUUCUUCAGCAACAACAACAGCACCAAUCACCGGUGACCGCGACGAUUGUGGCUGCCCAAGCCAACGUUGCUCAGAAACCGAUCAUCUCGAUGGAGGACGACGAAAUCUCGGACCAGGAGAGCUUCAUCGAGGAACACGGUCCGUUCCGGUCGCUAUCGCAGCUACUUGAACCGGCCCACUCGGCGCAUUUAGCAGUAUUUCUUAAUUUUGUCCUCUCCAACUCGGAUCCUUCGCCGCUGCUGUUCUACUUGAUAACAGCGUUGUACAAAGAGGGUAGCAUCAAAGAUAUGCGCAAGUGGGCAUAUGAGAUACACUCGACAUUUCUCGUGCCCGGAGCGCCCCUCCUUUGGCCUAACGUGGACGAAUCGCUCGCCCGCGAAAUCGACGACAUUCUGCAGAAGGAGAAUGACAAGGUGGAAAUUCUGCGGCGGGUGUUCUACAAAAGCCGUAACAAGGCGCGAGAUUACAUCAACAUUCAGUUGCAGGAGUUUCAGGUGAAACGGACGGCUGGCCUCGGAACGAUGUACGGCCCAACCGAUCAGCAGCUACAGAACGCCAAAGGUGAUAAAGUCAAAGAGCAGCGGAUAGUGGAGGAUACGUUACUACCAAAACUUCAACAGUACUUGGACGAAAUCGAGCGAGAAUCGAUGAGGGAAUGUCCUAAAAAGCUAGCACUCUGUUCAGCUCUGUCCACCGUGUUGCAGCGAUUUUUCGUGACACGAUCCAACCCGGGUAGUCCGAUCGACAAGGUACACCACUUUGUCAGCCGGGAGAAAAGCUUCAAGAGUCGACUGAUGGCGAAAAAUCGCAAGCAGGAUAUCCUUGGACACAACCUUCGGUUGCAGCCGUACUACGAGGUAACCCGGUGUAACCACUGCCAGAAUAUACUCUGGGGUGUUAGUCCGCAGGGUUAUCACUGUUCAAAUUGCGAACUGAACAUCCAUCGAGCGUGUGCGAAAGAUCUGAACGAGUGCUGCCCCGGACCGGCGCCUCUGAAGAAUGACAGUAGUAAAAUUACAAAGCUUAUGGAGAAAAUAUCCAGCCGGAAUCAUCAUCAAGCCGACAAAUCCAGACGGCAUGAUGAUGAUGGCGAUGAUAGCUUCGGAAUCGAUCGACCAACCAGUAUUUCGCUGGCUAGACAGCCAUCGGACCGAAGGCAAGACUACAACAAUAGCAGUUAUCUGGGCAACGUAAGUUCCUACUCGGAUUACCUUAGCAAUUCCACCGGCGAUCCGGACACCUUCGCACAAGGUGUCGAUAAAGAUCAGUUUAGGGAGAGUGCCAAACCCAAAUCGGCCCCGGUAUCCGUCAACCGGUCCGAGUCGUACAAGGAGCGUUCGCAGAAGAAAACAAGAAACACUCGCCGGAAAACGUCCGACCCGAGCCUGACGAAAACGACGGACGAACAGAACGAGUCCUCAUCGCUGAUUAACAACUACUCAAGCAGUUCCACAUCUAGUCUUCCAACUGCAUUAGACAGCCGAUCGACAUCCCUUGAGGCGGUCGGUGGUGUUCCGACGGGAUCCUCGGCUGGACCGGGAGCUCCCGGUGGUGGUGCCAAUGCCGCGUUGACGAACUUUAACGUGACGGCGGCAGCUGCCAACAACUCGGGCUUCUUCAGCUCUCCCGGCGGACCGGCUAAUAUUUCCAAUCUUUCCUCGGGCGCUGGCAUUCUUCCGACGGCUCGGGAGUGGGUCGACAGCGAGGAUGAAGGUAACUUCGAGCCGGAAGUGGACUGGAGUUCGAACAUACCCGCUGACAUUCUCGGUGCGCUCAGCGACAUCGAAAAGAAACGUCAAGAAGUGAUAAAUGAAAUCUACCAAACCGAGCGUAACCACGUGCGAACGCUCCGGUUACUGGAAGGGAUUUUCAUGCGACCUCUGCAGGAAUCGGGUGCAUUGUCCAACGAACUGCUGCAGCUGCUAUUCCCACCUUCGCUGCGGCGACUACAGGAACUGCAUCAAACCUUCGAGAGCAAUCUGAAACAGCGACGGAACGACCACUGCAACAUUGUGCAGGAAAUUGGCGAUUUGUUGCUGCACAUGUUCGAUGGCGAAUCGGGCGAAGAGCUGAAGGAGCACGCUGCCUACUUCUGUGCCCGCCAGCAGAUCGCUCUGGAAGCGCUGAAAGAGCGCCGAAAGAAGGACGAGACCCUGCAGCGGCUGCUGAUUAAGGCAGAAUCGCAUAAAGCCUGUCGGCGACUGCAGUUAAAGGAUCUGCUUCCGACGGCACUCCAGAGGCUGACCAAAUACCCGCUGCUGUUUGAUAACCUGUACAAUUUCACCGUGCGUGUGCAGCCGGACAAUGAAACCGAGGCGCACGCCAUCCGCAAGGCGCUGGAAUCCUCCAAGCGGAUAUUGGACCAUGUCAACCAGGCGGUCCGGACGGAGGAGGAUUCCCACAAAUUGAUAACAAUUCAACGGAAGUUGGACAAAAGUGGUUUAGAUAAGGACGCUUCUAGUGAAUUUAGGAACAUAGAUUUAACUGUACGUAAGCUAAUCCACGAUGGACCAUUAACGAUGAAGAAGAACGCCGGAGUACAGCUGCAUGGAUUACUAUUCGAAGAUAUGAUGGUUUUGUUACAAAAACAGGAUGACAAAUAUCUGCUGAAAUACCACUCUAGUCCCGGCCUCGGUGGCAACGAGAGCAAGAUCACCGAAGGUCGCUUCAAUCCCAUCACCCGGAUAAAUCUGAUCCUGGUGCGACAAAGUGCCGUCGACAAGAACACCUUCUUCCUGAUCAACACCAACGUGUCCCAGAUGCUGGAACUGACGGCACCGAGCAGCUCCGAGUGCAAAACAUGGUUCAAGCACAUUUCGGAUGCAGCGGACGCGUACAAAGCACGUACCAAAGGAACACACGAUUGUAGCGAAGAUGCGUCUGCCAGCGCGGGUCAGCCAGCGAAGGACAGCUUCGAGACGGUGACCGAAGCGCAGAAGAUUGAGCAAACAUCGACGCCCAUCGACCGGUUGGAACGCAAGGACAGCAGUCUGCAGUGUCGUGCUGUCAGUACCGGUGGCAUCACCCCCGCCAGCAACAAUAACAACACCAGCAAUGUCAGUUCGACGAAUACGACCGGCGGCGGUCUGAAUAACAACGAAGACUCCCUUCCGAACAAAAAUCGACUGGCGAACGAAAUCGAUGACAACACCGAGAAUGAGGAGAAGGAAAUCAAACGGCGUAGUCAGCUAUUAGCUAUGUCACAGGAUUGCAGCGGCCCCAGUGACGAUGAGCAGAAGGACGACGAUGAUGAUGUCUGCGGAGCGGAUAAUCACGACAGGGAAUCGAAUAACCCCCGCACUCUGACGCAGCAGUGCUCGCUGGUCGCACCGAGUGAGAUUCAAGUCAGUGUCAGCAACACGCUGACCGCGGAACCGAUAUUGACACCAUCAGAGAAACUUCGUCGACUGGAUCAAGACAUUCGAAAAAAGCUGUUGGAGAAGCAACGGGUUGUAUGCGAUAUGUUCAAAGUUCCGGAUGAGCACUUCCUGGCGAUUGCGGACAUCGCCGGUCAGCCGGAAGCCCCCCAGAAAGAGCCCACGGAUAUCAUCCUGGCAGCAUUUGCCCACAUUCAGUCACUGACGGAUGUGCUUAACGAUCACAUGCGAGUAACGCAGAGCCAGGUAAUUUCCGCCGUUUCCACUUCCAUCUGCGAUGAAUGUGACCGCAGGAAAGGGGAUGGCUCGAUACAAACGGAGACCUGCAACAAACCUCUGGCUGCAGCCCCAAUGGGCUCCGAGCUGAUAGUCACCGCAAUUAAUCCCGCUAGUAGUAGUGCGGGAGCACAACCUACCGUUGGAGUCCCACCGAUAGCGUCUGUGCUACAGAAUGAGGAAGUCAACAUCACCGAAGACGAGGACGGUUAUUGUGAAAUUGAUGAAGUUAGAGCUGCAGCGGUUCUUCUCGAAUCCCAAAUGGAAGCGGAGAAGCAGAGAAAGUUAGCAGCCGAAGCCGAGGCAAGGGCAAACGAUUCAAACUCGCUCGAUGACAGCGACGGACCCAAAUCUCCGGAUUCACACAUUGAGAUCAACGAUAACUACGAUACAGCGCAGGACCAUUCUCAUCCACCAAAACUGAUCGGUUUUGAUCUGUGCAGUCGAAACCGACUUCUACACGCAUCUUCUCUUGUUCCAACCAUACCGUGCCAUGUGAUAGCGAGCUACGUGUCUGGUUUGAACGUGCAAAUUUCACAGCUAUUGCCAAAAAUUAGUGAUAGAGAUUCAGAACGAGAUCACCUGAGAAAAGAAAAUCAACGUUUACGGGAACUGUUAAAUGCAAUGCAUCUGGGGAGAGUUUUAGAAUCGCAGGAAACUACGGAAGAGCCCGUAACAGUAGCAGACACAGAGCCAGAACCACUUCAACAACAGCCGCAUCAGCAACAGCAACACCAACAUCAACAUCAACAGUCCCAACCCACAGAACCCAGCAGCAGCAGUAGUGAUAGCAAUGUGAAUAAAUAAAUUUUCCAUCGAGAGUCCCAUCGGCAUGAAAAAACACCAUCUGAAGAAAUAAUUUGUACAAAUGGUUUAGCUCUCGCUCUAUCGGUAAAGUAUAGAUUAGUGUUGACUACGUCACAUUCGCCUUUCCAGACGCGUGAGAUCGUUCGAUCACCCUAGUGAUCACGAUGGUGGUGGUGGUUGGUCGGUACCCGAGCUCGCCUACACUCCUGGCACUCUUGUCGUCGGGAACUAUCGGAAGGCCUUAAACUAACAACAGCAAUGUGCAACAACGUGUAUUUGGAGGUGUUUUUUUGUAUACUAGAGAAUAUUUGUCGGGUAAGCAACAAAGUGAACCAACAGUGUGAACAACAAUGGUGGGGAGGAUAACAAUUUGAAGCAUCAUUUUUGUGUUAUAUAUAGAGUAGUAGUAGAAGUAGCAGCAGCAGCAAUGAAAUGGAUAAUCAAAAGAUCACAAGCAAUUUCUUACUAGGAAGGAGGUGUGUGGAGGAAGAUACCGACGAGCAGCAUCAGUGCUGGAGAGUUGGAAGACGUGGGAAACACGCUCCGCACGCGACAAAAAUGUUGAGUUAAUUUAUUCUAUGUCCUUUUUGUAUAAAUGUUGUUUUUGUUUUAUUUAGCAUUCUAACUUUCAGAAGCUUGUUCUAGCGUUUUCCUUCCUGAAAAAAAAACAAGAGAUAAAAGUUCAAACGGUAAUGAAUAAAAGAAUGAAAGUUAAUGGUCGACACACGAUGUUGAUUUUAUUCACGCUAGUUUUAUGUACGAAUGUGCAAGCGAAGCAACAGAUCAAUUUUCCGAGGUUCUUCGUCUUCUAAUCUACCAGAGUAUGGGACGGGGAGGACGUUUCGAAAAGCAGCUUUUCCGAACGCGUAAAAAAUGCAUAGCAAAGAGUGAAACACAACAAAUUUAACCGUUUAUAUGUUAUUUAAGUUAUGAUUUUUUUAUAUAUAGUGAGCGAUUUGGAGGGAGACAAAAAGAGAUAUAGAAAUUAUCAUUAUUGAAAAACAACUUUAAGUUAAGAUGCUUUUGUUUAUUAUUUUUACCACGACUCUAGCAAGCGUUUCGGCUUGUCGCAUAGAAGGAUUAUUAUUUAUUGUAUAAUUUUCUUUAGCUUAGGAUUGUAAUCUAUAUGGUAAUAUAUCUAUCUGAUAGACAACGUAAGCAAAUGAAUGGAACUCACUUAACUAAGCGAAGAUCAAAUAGGAUGAAGAACAUAAAUAGAAUCGGAUCAUAUAGAAAGAUAGUAGGUUGUAAAUAAACCACAGCAAAUUUAUGAAACGCUAUAACAAAUACGGCAUAGCUAUCCACAUACGCACGAUGCAACAUCAAUGUUCAAAAGCAUCACGGAAACUAUUAGAAAGGCUUCUAGGCAAUUGAAUAAAAAAAAGGCAGAAUACAGUGGCAGUGAAAACGAAAACUGCGCUACAAAAAGCAGAGAGCUAAACAGAAGUAGAUAACACAGUUUUGUGAUACUCGAAACAAACAAUUGGCAAUGAGAGAUAAGUGACAGGAGAACCACGUGUUGAAUCGGUAUUCUGGGUCGUCCCCACUUUCCCGGGCUGCUAAUCUAGCAGAGCAAUCCGUCGAUGUUGUACUUACACGAUGAAAAUCAAUCCCUUCCACACUCCGUGAAUGUCCCAUUUUUCAGGAUUGUACUUAGCACUGAAAACAAACUUUUCGUAUUACAAAACAAAAUGUGUGUCUUCUCAAAUCUAUAACGACGACCCAGUUGUUGCUGCGAGUCCUGUCUAACAACAACACCGAGGCGUCAGCAACAAAAAAAACUGUAUUACUUUCACGUAAAAAGUGUCUUAUAGAAAUGUUCAUAGGUUACAUAUUUGAAUAACCCCUUCAUUAGUGGUAAUUUUAUACACUCCUUGAAGGAGGCUCGCACCCGCAAGUGCGUGAGAAGUGCAUUUUUAAAUAUACACCUGUGUAAUGAUUUUGAUAUACUUGAAUCCACUGUUGUGAUAUAACGGAAUUGGCAGAGGGUGGGGCUUGUCCGUUUUUAUUUCAAUAUUAAUUUUGUUGUCGAUUUGAAACAGAUCGAGUUACAAUUUUUUUUUCAUAUAACUUCCUUGAACUUCAAUCCAGACCUUAGGGUUUAAAUUGAUGACUAGCUGACUUGGCGAACUCCGUCCCGUCCAAAAUUUUUUUUUUAUAUGAAUACUUUUAAACAUUUACGUUUUUUAUUAUAGGAUCGUUCGUGGGUUCAAUCGCAUAAUUCUUCAUUGACUGAUUAUCCUUUAACCAUUUACGAUUUCCUUUUGGUAUGAAUUUCCUAGUACUUCUACCAAAACUCGCCAUUAUAAUAUAAUUAUUUUCAGACACAAUUAUCGUUGAAGAUUCUUUAACCACCGAUCGAGAUCGAAUUUGUCAUUCCCUAAUUCGACCAUUCUGCUCGUAUGAUAUUCGAACGAAAGAUAUACGAUUUUUGAAACAACUCGAAUAACGGGGAAUAGGAUUUACCAAGUAGAUCGAAAUAUUUCUAUUCGACCGAAAUACAGAAUUGGUGCACCCGUGGCCGAGUGGUUAGCGUCUCACAUUAUCAUGCCGGGUGUUCGAGUUCGAUUCCCGUUCUGGCCGGGGGGAUUUUUCGUCAAAGAAAUUUCCUUCGACUUGCGGUCACGCGUAUUCUAGAGCUUACCCCUCGGAUUACAUUCGAGGCGUGUUAUUUGGCUUAAGAAAUUUCAACUAAGUAUUAAUGAAUGACGCUAGUUAAUGCAUACGUUGAGACGGCAAAAGUUCCACAGGGUUAACGUUCCCAUUCAAGAAGAAGACAGAAUCAAGAUGAAUAUUUCAAGAACAUUAUUUCAAUUAUUUAAAAUUGAUUAUAUCUCGAGAACGGAUAAAAUGUCAUAUAUAGUUCUUCAUAUAGAAUCGCAUGUGAAUUCCAUUUUUCAUGUUACUUUCUAUAAAUGGUUACAAAUUCAAAAAAAAUUGAAAUUCAUAAAUUAAAAAAAAAAACAUAUUUCCGAUAGUUUUGGUGAGUUUAUCACGGCACCACUGUACACCAAACUUUGUUAAAUUGGAAGGGGUUUCCAAAAAAUCCUUUUGAGAUACAAAAGUUUUUUAAUUUCGUUAAACCCCAUAUUUUCAUCAGACAUCUACAUUUCGAGUUACGAUUUUGAAUACUCCCUUUAAAAAAAACACUCGUAAUUCAAAUUGGUAAUAUUAUAAUGAAAAUUGUGAUUUUAGGUAGUUUCCAUCAUAAGUACCAAGUUUAAAAAAAACUUAGAGACUCGAGUCAGCGGCCGGCUGGCUGAUUUGGCAUGGAAUUGUUCUAAACGACGAAACCAAAUAAGUUUAGUGUUGCUUCUCGAACCACUAAACUUAUUUUAAAUUUAAAUAUGUGCAUUUAGUUAUGGUUAUCAUUUUAAAGUCUCAACUUUUACUUCAUGUUUUCUCGAUACGCUGGUUAUCGAAAAUUCCAGGAAAGAUUUACUAACAAGAAAAGUUCUGCUUUCGAUUCUCGAACACAUCUAAAGUGAACUUUCGAAGUUUCGUUCGACGCAAAUGAAUACUAUACAAGCCCCCCUCAUCUGAGAUAACUUUUAAUGUAAUGUCCAUUUUUGUGCUGAUCAACCGAUCGACCAAUUUUUGUCACCAAAAUGAAUUUAAUAUUUAGCUGCGAAACAUAGAACAAACUUUUACGGCCCUUUUGUUGUUGUGUGUGUGCGCAUGGGAGUUUCAAGUUGAACGUCGCCUACUCAUCUCAACUUGUAUAUCGAUUUUGACGCAAUAAAAACAUCAUUUUUUGGAGAUGGCACAAUUUGUAUCUAAAACCGUCGUGGAAAAGCACUUUGUCACUGAACUGAAUAAUACACUUAUAGCGCGCACCCUUUCAGAACUAGAAGCUAUGUACAAAUUAAGCCAACAAUUUUUAUUGGGAAAUAGUAAACACCCAAAACAAAACAAUGCUGUUACAACUUUUACAACAAACUAUUCUAUAUAGCAUCUGUAUGAAAUUAAAAGAAACAAACACCCACAUAUACCGAAUACACACAGAAACAAAGUGAAUAACAUGAACAUUUAUCAAAGCAAGCAAAAAAAAAGGAGGAAGUGAAAUAGUAGGUAAACGAGAGAAGGAGGAAGCGAGCGUAUUAAAAGUAUUAAAAGAAGCAUGUCAAUUUCCUGCUCCGUAGUGGAAUAUAACCCCUCUUUAAAGAGUUUCGGUUCGUCUCUAAGUUUCAAUGUACGCUCUAACGCCAAGCUGUUAACUGUAAGAGGAGAUUGUUAGUUGCAGGACGACAACAAAUGGUUUCAAUUCUCCUGAAAUAUAUUGUUUAUUUUUUCCUUCUUAUGUAGAUAAGUUGAUAACACACGCGCAAUGAUCGUUCCACAAGGGGCGAAAUAAUUUGAGCUUGAUUUACUCUUUGUAACCUUCGCUUCACACGGGGAGUCAAUGUUCCUUAUUGUAGCAUGGAAGUUGGUGUUUCACAAAUAAGUUGUUGUAUAAAGAAAAUACUAUUUAAAAAAAACAGAAUGGAAGUAGAACUAAAAUUACACAUAAAAUAGUAAAAAAUACUAUAUUA
Molecule: messenger RNA, 12014 nt
Organism: Toxorhynchites rutilus septentrionalis
Lineage: Eukaryota; Metazoa; Arthropoda; Insecta; Diptera; Culicidae
Gene: RhoGEF2
Product: rho guanine nucleotide exchange factor 11
Exons: 27
Coding region: 1045-7482 (2145 amino acids)
Biological process (GO): G protein-coupled receptor signaling pathway
Cellular component (GO): cytoplasm
Molecular function (GO): guanyl-nucleotide exchange factor activity; G protein-coupled receptor binding
Source: RefSeq, a predicted model, not a curated record